Acaulospora colombiana is the source of this 653-nucleotide messenger RNA. Lineage: Eukaryota; Fungi; Glomeromycota; Glomeromycetes; Diversisporales; Acaulosporaceae. The record is from the annotation of a GenBank genome assembly.
GAAUACUCUAUCCGCCUCAUUUCAUUUGACAAUAAACCACCGCAUCAACUCAGGAAAUUCUCUAGUGCUCUGACGAGCAUUAACGGUCUGGUAAUAUCUCCUUCCGAGAGCUUCAUUGCAACUACAGGGGUCAAGAACGGAAAUAUACAUGUGGUCUCAAUAUUUGACUAUGAAAUGGACCAGAACCAUCGUCACUUUGGCUGCUAUCCUUGCACCCAGGUCGAAUUCACACAAGGCGGUUCCCUGCUCAUAUUGGAGCUGGACUGGCAUAGAGGUGCGAUUAUCUCCCUAAUAAAAACUUCCAGCUUCCCAAUGGAGAGGAUUGUUAUUGCAAGAGACCCUCAUUUGGCUCAGGGAAUAUCAUUACUGAUGCCCAAGUUGGUUACUUUGGAUGAUCACUCUGCCUUUGCUGUCGUCUCCUGCUUCGAUGAUGAUCAAGGUUACAUGUGGUUAUUUGACUCGCAAGAUGGCAAGGCGAUAGCCAUCUCCACGCUUCAUAGGCGUAGAGAUGGCGUGUACUAUGGGAAUCAUAGGUUACCGAUCCCCCCAUCCUCGGCAAACAAUUUAUGUAAAAUAUCAGGAACUAAUGUUGCCUAUGUUAACGAUAAUGGGCGGAUCGUCGUUCUCAAUUGUUCCGGAUUUAUGGAUCAUAU